Molecule: messenger RNA, 2409 nt
Organism: Sporothrix brasiliensis 5110
Lineage: Eukaryota; Fungi; Ascomycota; Sordariomycetes; Ophiostomatales; Ophiostomataceae
Exons: 2
Coding region: 1-2409 (802 amino acids)
Biological process (GO): copper ion import; iron ion transport; intracellular iron ion homeostasis
Cellular component (GO): plasma membrane
Molecular function (GO): ferric-chelate reductase activity
Source: RefSeq, a predicted model, not a curated record
AUGAUGUCACCAUUGACGCGGCUCGCCGUCGCAUUCCUGCUAUUUGCAGGCGCCGUGCAAGCCGGCACACCGUUCGGCUUUGUCAAGGAGAACCAGGAGUGCGGUGUGACCCUGCUCUUCGUCUACAGCAAAUACGCAUGGCCCGGAGUCGGCUAUGGCAGCCGCUACGGCGCCGCGUGCCAGAACCCCAACGCCGUCGUCAGCAUGUACGCCUCGCUCUACACCUACUGCCCCCCCGAAGAGUGGCAGUCCGGCGUCGCGGGGCUGAAUGCGCAGUGCUUGCGUCGGGCCGACGUGCCGUUUGCCGCGGCGUCCGACUAUGCCGCCAACCUGACCACGGAGGCCAUUGCCGCGCUGCCCGUCUACGAGGCCAAGACGCUGCGAAAGAGCGCCAACGUCACCGCCCCCUUUCUCAUGUCCCAGGCUUGGUUCGACAUCAGCCGCCGCUCGGAGCACUGGCGCGACUACGAACAGCGGUUGCGUGCCUACUACACGUUCGCCGGCUACGGCUUCUGGGCCAUUGUCCUCGUCUUCGGCAUCGUCCAGAACGCCGUCUACAAGGCCAUGGAGAGCCGCCAGGGCUACGUCUACGCCGAUGCCGAGCGCCAUGGCCGGCCCACCAGCAGCACCAAGCCGUCCACCCCUUUCGGCCGAGUGGCCGCCGUCCUCCGCAAGUAUGUCGUCACGCCCAGCGCCCUGCCGCCCUACCACCAGCGGCGCUUCCUCGGCUGCACGAUCCCCACGCGCGCCGAGACGUUUGUCGUGGCCGCCUACUGGACCAUCAGCAUCGUCCUCGGUGCCGUCAACAUCCACAGCUUCCGCGGCAACACCUUCUGGCCCGUGCCCGCCGCCCAGAUCUGGCGCUAUGUUGCCGAGCGCGCGGGCGUCAUGUCCUACGGCAACCUGCCGCUGAUGUGGCUCUUCGCCGGCCGCAACAACGUCUUCCUGUGGCUGACCGGCUGGAGCUUCGGCACCUUUAGUAUCUUCCACCGCCACAUUGCCCGCCUCGCCACGCUCCAGGGCAUCGUGCACGGCAUCGCCUUCACCUGUUUCUACUUUGCGUCCGGCAGCGGAGACAAAUACCGCUCCGGCUAUGCGAAGGCUUGGUGGUGCUUUGGCGUCGCCGCCGUCGCGGUCAUGAGCUUCAUUGUCCUCUUGUCGUUUAGUGUCCUGCGCAACAAGCUCUACGAGAACUUUCUACUGGUGCACAUUGUGCUCUCGGCCCUCUUGCUCGUCUUCCUCUACCACCACACCGCCAUUUUUGCGCUCGGCGACUACAACAACCCCUUUAUCCUGACAGCCUGCAUUCUCUGGGGCUUUGACCGUUUUCUGCGGCUCGUCCGCCAGGCCUAUGUCAACCUGCACGUUCGCAGCCGCCGCAACCGUGCCGGCAGCCGCCUGCAGACCACAAAGGCCACGGUCACGUACAACGAGGCCGCCAACCUCUUGGUCGUGGACGUCGUGCCCGGCAACGCCAGGCUGUUCCCCGGCCCCGGCCAGCACUAUUUCCUGUACCAGCCCCUGCGCCUGUUCGGCUGGGAGAACCACCCGUUCACGCUGGGCCACUGGCACCGGGACGCGCCCACCGACGGCGGCGACCUGCACCUGCAGUUCUGGAUCCGCCCGUACGACGGCUGGACCAAGAAGCUCCGCACGGCGUGCACGGCAAAGGCUGGUGCCGGCAGCACCCUCGCCCGCAUGGCGCCCGCCAUGCUGCUCGAGGGCCCCUACGGCAAGGCCGAGCCCCUCCACACAUUCGACCAGGUCUUGCUCGUGGCGGGCGGGUCCGGCAUCGCCGGCGUCCUGCCCUACCUCCAGGACCACGUCCGCCGCGUCGAGCAGGGCGCCGACGCUGUCGGUGCCGACAGCCGCAUUCCCACGCGCACCCGCCACAUGACCCUCAUCUGGGCCGACCGCAGCGAGGCGUGCCUGCGCCUCAUUGCCGACGGCCCGCUUGCCGGGCUGCGGAACCGCCCAGAUGUCACUGUGUCUUUGUACCUGACGGGCACAAAACAGCAGCCCUCGUCCGUGUCGGACUCGUCCACGGCAUCGUCCUGUGCGGAUGCGGACGACUCGCACGUUGCGUCCGUCAAGGAGACGGGCGCUGACACGGGUGCCGACAAGGAGGUUGCUCUCAGCGGGUUCGCCACGGAAAAGGGCGGUGUGCUGCAAGGAGAGGGUCCUGCUGCUGCCGCCGCCACCUCCGGCUUCCGCAUCCAGACUGGCCGUCCCGAUGUUCUCUCCGUCGUCCGCAAGAUGGCCCAGUCCGUCCAGGACACCGACGCGCGCCUGGGCAUCAUGGUCUGCGGGCCGGGCGACCUGGCCGACAAUGUGCGCCACGUCGUGGCCCAGAACAUGGAGACGACGCGCGGGUCGAUUGAGUAUUUUGAGGAGAGAUUCGGCUGGUAG